This is a messenger RNA of Linum trigynum, 726 nucleotides long. The record is from the annotation of a GenBank genome assembly. Lineage: Eukaryota; Viridiplantae; Streptophyta; Magnoliopsida; Malpighiales; Linaceae.
AUGACCCGUAGCCAGUCAGGAGAUUUACUGCCGUUGAAUCCAGAGAUUGACCGCACCUGUCGCCAGCUCAGGAGACAACAGCGAGCUAGACUGGCUACGGAAGAGCGCAUAGACGGCCACCUGAGUAGCGAUUCUGAAGAAGAGUACGGGAUGGACGGAGACUACAAUCAGCACAAGGGGAAUCCGCAGCAGGUUCCCGCGGUGAAUCAGGUCCUGGGGAACAACCCCAUACCCCAGGAUCAUGGAGUUCAUCAUCCAUCGCAGCCGGGUCCCACCUUGGAGUACUACUACACUCCUCGGAUUGCUGACAUCCGCCCGGUCAUCCUCUACCCGCCUAUUCCAGCAAAUAACUUCGAGAUCAAGCCAUGUUGGAUUCAGCUCAUCACAUCCUCUAUCCAGUUCCAUGGCUUGAAGGAUGAGGAGGCCAGGGUGCAUCUUUCCCGUUUUCUGCAGCUGACGAACGGGUUCAAGCUGAAUGGUGUCCCGGAUGAUGCAAUCCGCCUUCAUCUCUUCCCCCAUUCUCUGGCGGGGAAUGCUAAGAGGUGGUUGGAGACCCAGCCCCCAUUGUCCAUCACCUCUUGGGAUGAUCUGGCUGACAAAUUCGUGCACAGGUACUAUCCGGCAUCGAAGACUACAGAGAUCCAGCGGGAGAUCACUCACUUCCGCCAAGAGCCAGAUGAGUCACUUCGUGAUGCAUGGGAGCAGUACAUGGGAUAUUUCUGGUAG